Molecule: messenger RNA, 10680 nt
Organism: Plasmodium gaboni
Lineage: Eukaryota; Apicomplexa; Aconoidasida; Haemosporida; Plasmodiidae
Product: transcription factor with AP2 domain(s)
Exons: 1
Coding region: 1-10680 (3559 amino acids)
Biological process (GO): regulation of DNA-templated transcription
Molecular function (GO): DNA-binding transcription factor activity
Source: RefSeq, a predicted model, not a curated record
AUGGAAAAUAAAAGUGAAUUCACCAAUACAAAUAAUAAAGAAUUUUAUCAAAAGGAAUAUGAUAAUAUUCCAUAUCAUAGAAAUGAAUAUAUGAAUAAUCAACAUAAUAAUGUAGAUUAUAUAAAUAAUAAUUAUACUCAUGAAAUAUCUUUAAUAAAUAAUAUAGAAAAUUUACAUAAUAAAAAUAACUCUAAUUUAUUAAGUGUUAACAAUGUACAAACACAAAUAUAUAAUAAUUUUCCAUUCACUUAUGAACAUGUAGAUAUUACUUGUAAAGAAAAAAAAAACGAUGGAAUAAAACAAAUAUAUGAAAAUGAAAAUAAAAAUGUAAAUAAAAAUGUAAAUAAAAAUGUAAAUAAAAAUGAAAAUGUCAAUAUAUGUAGAGAACAAAAUAAACAAAAUGAGCAAAAUAAUCCUUUUUUUCUCGAUUCUUAUAAAAAAGAAAAUGAUAUAAUACCAUGUGAUAAUAAUAUAAUAUCAUAUAACAAUGAAUCUUAUAAUUUACAUAUAAAUAAAAGAAAUACAAAUGAAACUCUUUCAAAAGAUGAGUACUUAUAUAAUAAUAAAAAUUAUGAAAUAUGUAAUAAUAACAACAACGACAACAAUAAUUAUAAUAAUAAUAAUAAUAAUAAUUUGUAUGUAAAUAAACAUGUCAUGAUGGAUUAUUAUAUGAAAGAUAACAAUCAAAAUAACUUAAACCCCUCAAACGUUAAUAAUAUAUAUCAUCAUAUUCAAUAUCCUGAUAAUAAUAAUAAUAGUAAUAAUUGUAAUGUAAAUUCAUUUGUCAACAGUAGUAUGAAGGGAACAAAUAAUUAUAUUAGACAUAAUAAUAAUAUUGAUAAUAUUAAUAAUAUAAAUAAUAUUGAUAAUAUAAAUAAUAUUAAUAAUAUUGCUAAUAUUGAUAAUAUGAAUCAUAUAAAUAAUACUGACAGUAUGAAUAAUAUGAAUAAUGUUAGUUGUGUAAAUAGCAAUCAUUCAGAGUCAUAUAAUAAACAAAUAAUUUACAAUAAUAAUAUGAAUUGUCAUAAUAAAAACAAUUAUAAUAUAAUAAAUUAUAGCAAUAAUAAUAGUAAUUUAUCUAAUUAUAAUAUGGGAGAUAUUAUAUCUCCACAUAAUACAUACACUCACUCAAGUUGUAAUCUUCAAAACUUUAAUAAUUAUAAUAUGUCAAUGUAUGAUAAUAAUUCCAUAAAACAAUUAUAUCAUAAUAAUAAUAAUAAUAUGUAUCUACAUAAUUAUCGUAAUAAUAAUAUUUAUAAUAAUGUAGAUAGUGGCAAAAAUAUAAAUAUACCUUUUCAUAAUAAUUAUAAUGAAAAUAUAAAUACAGAAUCUUAUAAUAAUAUGAUAAAUAAUAAUAUGAACAGACAUCAUAAUGUAACACCUAUGUUUAAUAAAAUAUUUGUAAAUUAUAAUAAUGACCAGAAUAUAAAAAAUAUACAUAAUGAGAAUAAUUUAUCAAGUUGUAAAAAUAUGCCUGUUGAAAAAAAUAAUACAUUUUUUAUUAAUGAAAAAUCUCAUUUUAUAGAAGAUAAAAAAUUAUAUUAUAAUAAUAUGAUGGGUUCAAAUAAUAUGGGUAUAUUAAAUUAUAAACAUCCUAUAUAUAAUAAUAUAAAUAAUUGUAUUCAAACAAAAGAAGAAAAUGAAAAAACAUUUCCAUCAUAUAUGAAUGAUUUAGCUGAUCAACAUAUUAGUGACCAGGAUAAUAUUCUAUGGAAGAAGCAGUCAUAUAAUAAUAUAAACAUUGUAGGUGAUAAAAAUGAAAAUGUAGAUGAAUUAUAUGAUAUGAAUUUUAAUACAUCUGCAGUAAAUAAAGAAAAAUUAAAUAUAGAAAAAUUAAAUAUAGAAAAAUUAAAUAAAGAAAAAUUAAAUAUAGAAAAAUACAAAACGGAUUCUUAUAAUAUAAAUAUGAUGGGACCUGUUCAUAUGGAUAAUAAAAUAAAUAGUGAUAAUAAUAAAAUAAAUAGUGAUAAUAAUAAAAUAAAUAGUGAUAAUAAUAAAAUAAAUAGUGAUAAUAAUAAAAUAAAUAGUGAUAAUAAUAAAAUAAAUAGUGAUAAUAAUAAAAUAAAUAGUGAUAAUAAUAAAUUAAAUAGUGAUAAUAAUAAAUUAAAUAGUGAUAAUAAUAAAAUAAAUAGUGAUGAUAAUAAAAUAAAUGGUGAUUAUAAUAAAAUAAAUAGUGAUAAUAACAAAAUAAAUAGUGAUUAUAAUAAAAUAAAUAGUGAUAAUAAUAAAAUAAAUAGCGAUAAUAAUAAAAUAAAUAGUGAUUAUAAUAAAAUAAAUAGUGAUAACAAUAAAAUAAAUAGUGAUUAUAAUAAUAAUAAUAAUUCUCCUUGGGAUACGAAUGUUUCAAAUUCGUUGUAUAAUAAUAAUUGCAUAAGUAAUAAUAAAAGCAAAUAUACAAAUAGAAGUAACUCGUAUGAACUUAGUUUAUUUAAAGAUAAUAAAAAAAAUAAGAUUAAUAGUAAUAAUAAUAAUAAUAAUAAAUAUGAUGAUAUGUUGAAUAAGAAGAUGUUAUAUAGUAUUUAUUUACAAUCAUUAUUAAAUAAUUUGAAUAAUGAAAUAUAUAAUGAUAAUAUAAAUGAAGAUGAUAAAUAUAGUUCUGUAAUUUAUAAAGAUUAUUUAAAAAGAAAUAAUAUAAAUAAUCAAUUAAUAUUAUAUAAUAAAACAAAAAAUAAUUUAUCGAAUAGAUUAUUUAAUAAUAUACCUAAUAUAAAUAAUUAUUUUUCUUAUUUAGAUUAUUAUAUUGAAUCAUUAAGAUUAUUAUAUAAUAAACUUUUAAGAAAUCGAAAUUUAAUAUUGAUAUUAGCAAAAGAAAUAUUUUCAAAAAAUAAAAAACUUGAUAAAAUAAAAAAUAAAAAUAUAUAUACUUCAAAUAAUGAAAAAUAUACAUAUAUAAGACAAUUAUUAUCAGUUCUAUUACCACAACCACCUAUGUAUCCUCCUAUAGAAAUUUGGUUUUUUAUGACUAAAAAAUAUGCAUCUCAACUACAUAAACUUCAUUUAACUAUAUAUAUGGUAUAUCAAAAAAUAAUAUAUAACUUUUCUAAUAUAUUAUUACAAAUAAAUAAUGAUAUGAAUAUUACUAAGCAAAAUAAAAUACAGAAAAAUAUAAAUGAAAGUAAUGAUUAUUUAAAUUUAUAUGAUCAUGAUGAAAAUGAAAAAAAAAAUAUUAAAUAUGAUGAUGAUAAACAGGAAGAAAGUUAUAAUCAAAAAUUAUAUAAUUUAAAAAAUAAAACUAAUUCAGAAACUUGUGAAAAUAAUACUAAUGUAGAGAUACAAUUAGAUCAACCUAUUAUUAAUAAUACUAUACCUCUAACAGAUCAAAAAAAAAUAAUCGUUCCUUUAAAUUGUGAUAAUAAUGAUGAUCAUCAUAUAAUAAAUAAUAUGGAUACAAAUAUGUUGAUUGAAAUAAAUAAAAAACUUGAAUAUAUUAUCACAUCUAUUAAUAAUAUUAAUAAAUUAAUAGAGAAAAAAAAAAACGUUCACGAUAUUUUACAAGGUGGUAAUAUAAAUGAAAAAAUAUAUAAUAUUCAUAAUAUGAAUAAUAUUCAUCCUAUACACACAAGUAAUGUGCGCACGUUUGAAAGUAUCAGUGAUAAUAUAAUAUCAUGUGAUGAUGAAAACAAUAUGAAUAUUAUUGAAGAAGAAGAAAAUUUUAAAAAUACAAAUGGAAGAACAAAUCAAAAAUUAAAUGAUAUACAUAAUAUAAAUAUUGAUAAAGAAAUAAAUAACAAUAUUGAAAAAAAUAAACAAAUACCUAUUAAUAACAAUCAAAUUAUAGCAUAUAAUAAUUUGGAAUAUAAUUCUUUGUUUAAUAAAUGGAAUAAUAUAAUAAAAUCAGAUAUGCAUAAUUAUAUUUAUGAAGAAAAUCCAUUCAAUAUAUUAGAUAAAAUAAAAUAUGAUUUAAAAGAUGUAUACAACCAAAUGAUGAAUUUAAAAAAAAACGAUAAUAUCUUAACUAUAAAUGAUAAAAUAUUACAUAAUCUUUUAAAAUUAGAUAAUUCAACUGAAAAUAUGGAUAUACCAAAUAUUUCAUAUGAUAAUAAAUGGAAAGAAAACAACAACAAUAAUAAUAAUAAUGAUAAUAAUAAUGAUAAUAAUAAUGAUGAUAAUAAUAACAAUAAUAAUAUCAAUAAUUAUGAUUUUAAUUUAAUAAAUAAAGAGGUUAAAAAUAAAGACACUUUUAAAGAACCAAAUUUAAUGUCUCAUAAUGAUUAUGCAGAUGAUUUAAGUAUAUGCUCAAAUGAAGAUAUAAAUGAUAUUAUAUAUAAUAUAAAUAGAACUGAUACUAUAUUAAAAAAGCUAAUGUAUCUUUCUAAUAAUUAUUAUAAUAAUAUGAUAGAAUAUGAUAAUUAUAUAUUACAAUCAUAUCAACACAAUGAUGAUAUCUUAAAUGAAUUAAAUAAUAAUACGGUUACAUAUUACAACAAUAUCAAAAAAACAAAAUCAUUUUAUAAUCAAUUAUUACCAAGAAAAAUAAAAAAUCAAAAUAUUAUAUUUAAUAAAAAUCAUAUUAUAGCAUCAAAUAAUAUAUAUAAUAAUAAUAAUAAUUUGUCAGACUCAGAAAUUAUGGAGAACGUUAUGUAUCCUUGCAAUCAAAAUGAUAAUCAGAUGAAUACAAAAGAAAGCAAUGAUAAUUUAAAAAAUAUUUCUCAAGAAAAUAAUUUUCUCUUACCUGAUAGUAAUAUAGAAAAAUUCAGUGACUUGAUAAAUGUAGAUAUGAACAAUAUUGAAGGAAAUAUAAAUAUGUUUAAUAAUAAUAAUAAUAAUAAUAAUAAUAUAUAUAAUAAUAUAUAUAAUAUGAAUUAUAAAAACAAUGUCAUAUCUUCUAACAAUAAUUAUAUGAAUAAUAUAAACAAUGAACAAAAUUUGAAUCCUAUGAAUUAUAAUACAUAUGGUUAUGAUUUAUCAAAUAAGGUUAAUCAUUUAUUUUAUAAUAAUAAUUAUAUGGAAGGAACAAAUAAUAUAUCUAAUAAUGAUAUAAUUCAAAAUGAUAAUAUGAAAGGUGUUUAUCCUCAUGUUUAUGAUAUCAAUAGUAAGGUAAAUGAUCAAACAAAUAAUUUUGAUACAUAUAUAAAUAUACCUAAUAAAUGUUCUAGUAAGGAUAAUAAAGACUCUCUUGGAGAAUAUAUAAAUGAUAGAGAAGAAAGUUAUUAUGAUAUAAAUGAAAACAUUAUUAUUAACAAUAUUAAUGAUAUGAAUAUUUAUGAUAGUAGUAAUAUUCUUAGUAAUAAUAACAAUUUGGAUUAUAUUAAAAAUAAUGAUAAUAAUAAUAAUAAUAAUGAUCCUGUAUUUGAUAGUAGAAAUUCAUAUGAAUGUUCUUUACCACUAUUAACAAAUGGAUCAUAUUAUUAUGAAAAUAAAAAUAAGACUUCUUCAAAUAUCUUAUGUAAUCAAGAUGUAAAUUUAACAGAUAAUAAUUUUAUAAAUUAUGAAUCGAAUAUAUCAAAUAAUUAUAAUAAUAAAAGUAGUAUAAAUCCAAAUAAAAAUUUGAAUAUUUUUCAUAACAAUGUGAUGAUAAAUGAUAAUAAUAUAAAUGAUAAUAAUAUAAAUAGUAAUAAUAUAAAUAAUAUAAAUAGUAAUAAUAUAAGUAAUAAUAAUAUAAAUAAUAAUAUCAUUAAUAAUGAUAACAUUUAUGACCACUUUAAUAAUUUCUCAAUGAAUAGUCCAAUGAUAGAUAUGAAUUCCUUUGAAGAAGAUUCAAACAAUUAUAAUAUGGUUCAUAUUAAUCAAACAGAUAUAAAUUUAAAAAAAAAUGGGGACCUUAUAAAUGAUAUUGAAAAUUUUUAUACACAUGAUAACACAUCUUCUCAUCUAUUAAAUUAUGAAGACUGUAAAAAUAUAGAUUUUAAUGAUGUUUCAAAUAUAGAAAUAGAACAAACAAAUAUAAUGGAUAGUAAUAAUAUGUAUAAUCAAAUAAUGGAAGAAAAUGAAACUAAUAAUUCUCAUAUGUCAUUAGAAGAAAAAAUAAAUCAAACAAAUGAUAUGUAUAAAGACGAUACUGAAAUAAAUGAUGAUUCGUUGGAGAUUUUAUUAGAAAAUAAUCAAAGUGAAAAAAAAAAAAAAAAAAAAGACAAUCAUCAUAAUAAGAAUAAGAAAAACAACAACAAUAAUGACAAGAAAAAAAAUGAGCAUGCACAUAAACAUGAGGAGAAUAAUAAUAAUGAAGAAGAAAAAGUACAAAGUUGUUCUAAUGAAUAUAUAGAUAGUAAUAACUCAGAUAAUAAUACUACAAAAGAUAAUAAAUAUCUCAAAAAUAAUAUAGAAAAUACAAAUUGUAAUACAAACCAAAAUAAUAAUGUCAUUUCAAAAAAUGUGGACAAUAGUUGUAAUAAGAGUGAUAUGUCCAAUGAAAAAGAUAAUAUAAAUAAUACAAAUAAAAUGAAAUUAAAGAAAAUGUUAGAAAUUACAAAUAAAUUAAUUGGAAAAAAAUAUAGAGGUAUAUGUUAUGAUCCUACCAGAAAUGGAUGGUCUACUUUUGUAUAUAAAGAUGGAGUUAGAUAUAAAAAAUUUUUUUCUUCUUUUAAAUAUGGAAAUUUACUAGCAAAAAAAAAAUGUAUUGAAUGGAGAUUAAGAAAUUUGAAUCCUAGUUCUCAUGCAUAUUCAUUUUCUUUAAAAGCAAAAGAAGAAUUUAACGAGGUUUUAAAUGAUAAUUAUAAAGAUGUAGGUAUAUUAUAUGACAAUAAAAAAGAUAAGAAUAACAAUCCAGAUGAUGGAAAUAGAGAUAUACUAUAUAUAAAUGCUUUCUUGAAUAUAUAUAAUGACGAAAAAGUUAAGGAAAAAUAUUCUACUGAUGAAAAUGAUGAUGAAAAAAACACACAAGAAAUAAAAGAAAUUAAAAAUAAAAUUCCAAAAAAAAAAAAAAAAACACUACAAAAUAUAAAUACUAAUGAGAAAUAUAAUGAUGACAAUGAAACGUGUAAUGGGCAUAAUAAAACUAUUAAAAUGACCAAUAAUAAUAAUAUGAUGGAUGAUACGCAACAUACAUAUAAUAAUGAUAUAAUAAAGGAAAAAAAAAAAAAAAAAAUAAUAAAUAAUAAUAAUAAUGAUAAUGUUCUAAAUACAGGAAAAAGAAAAAAUGAUAAACAAGAUAAUAUAAAUAAUCAUACGAAUGGUGAUUCUUCUUUGUUUAAUAAUUAUGAUGAUAACAUAGUUGAUAAAAAUAAAAAUUGUAAAUUAUUUAGUAAUACAUUAGAAAAGGAUGAAAAUAUUUCAUGUGAUAUGGAAAAUGUAUCAGAUAAUGUAUUAAAAAAUAAUGAAUAUAAAAGAAAGAAAAUGUGUUCAGUACCAGGAGAAAAACUAAUAAAAGAUACAAACGAUUUUAUUGAUAUGAUGUAUACAUUAGUAGAAAGUAAUAAUACAUUUAAUAACAAUUCGGAUUUACAAAGAGAUCAAAUGGAUGAUAAAAAUGAAGAGGAAGAAAAAAAAAAAACACCAAACAAUUUAAUAAAUAUGAAUAAUUGUGUUGAGUAUAAUCAUGAUAAUAAUAAUAAUAAUAAUAAUAAUAAUAAUAAUAAUAAUGAUAAUAAUAAUAAUAAUAAUGAUAAUAAUAAUGAUAAUAACACGAAGACAGAAAAUAUAUCUCUUAUUGACAAUAUUGACAUUACUUUGAAUAAUAUAAAUUCGGGAAUUUCUUUAGUGCAGGAUAAUAAUAUAUAUGAUAAAGAUAAAAGUAUUAAUCAUAUAAAUAGAUACGAAAAUAUGGAAGAAAUAAAUUUUAAACACCAUAAUAGUUAUAAUUUUAUAAAUGGAGAUUACAAAAAAGAGAAACAUCUUACAUCAUAUAAUGAUAAUUUAAAAAAUAUUGAAGAAGAUAUAUUUUUUAAUAAUACUAAAAAUAAUUUUGCUUUACAUAAUAAUAUAAAUAUUAAGAGCGAUGAAAAUUAUUUUGCUUAUAAAGAUAAAUUAUUAAAAUAUAUAAAUGAAUGUAAAUAUACAAAUGAGGAAGAGAAACAUAUAUUUGUUCAGUUUUUAAAAAUAAAAACAGAAUGGGUAUUAGUAGAAUUAAAUAACUUAGAAGAAAAAUAUCAUCAUUAUUUUAGAAAUAAAAUUGAAUCUUUUUAUAAAAACUAUUUAUUAAAAGUAAAAAAUAAUAAAAAACAAAAUGAAAACAUAAAAGAAUUAGAAAUAAUAUUUGAAAAUAAAUUAAAUACUCCAUGGAUGUGUAUGAUAUUUCCUUAUUAUUUUAUAUCCUAUUUUAAUUACAAAAUUUUUUGUAUUUUAAAAUGUACAAAAAAAAAAAAAGUAAAAAAAAAUACAAAUUUAAUAAAAGACAAAAUACUUACAUCAAAACUUAAAGGAGUAAAUUUUAUAAAAUAUAAAAAAGCAUGGUGUUUUACAUAUGUAGAUGUUGAUGAUAAAAAAAAAAAAAAAAUGUUCCCAGUAAAUGAUUAUGGUUUUGUUGAAUCUAAAGCUUUAUCUAUAUUAUUCAGAAAGAGUUUCUUUUUUCAUUUAAAUAAAAUACAUAAUUUUUUAAAAAAUAUUCUUUAUAAUAAAAAUAAUAUAUCAAAUACUAUAAUAAAUCAACAAAACACUUAUAAUAUAAAUGAAUAUAUUGAUCAUUAUAAAAAAUAUGAAGAAUUUCUAGUAUGUUAUGGAAAAAUUAUUUAUUUUAAUGAAAUGAAGAAUAUAUAUAUAUCAAGCGAAAAUAAGCAAAACGCUUUAAAUUAUAUGCCAAAGGAAAUAAAACAUCAAAUAUAUAAAAAUAUGUGUUCUAAAAUGGAUGAUAAUAAAGGCAACAAUGUGGAUAAUAAUAUAUAUAAUGAUAUGGAUAAUAAUAUAUAUAAUAAUGUAAAUAAUAAUAUAUAUAAUAAUAUAGAUAAUAAUAUAUAUAAUAAUGUAAAUAAUAAUAUAUAUAACCAUAUAGAUAAUAAUUCAUUUAAUAAUAUUUGUACCAGAAUUGAUCCAAUAAACCUAUUAAUAACUACUAGAUAUUAUUUUUUAAAAAAAUCAAAAAUAAUGAAUUUUCCCAAAGGCUUAGUUUAUUUAUCUGGAUAUUUUUUAUGGCUAGUUGCAUUUUUAAAUAAUAAUAACCAAGAAAUAAUUAUAUCCUUUUCUGUACGUAAAUAUUCAUAUGAUAUAGCUAAAUCGAAAUGUUUAGAAUGUUAUUAUUGUUUAUUACAUAAAUAUAAAUUUAAACCACUUAAUAUAUCAGGUGUUAUAGAUAUUGUAUUAGAGAGUGAUAUCGAAUGUAAAAAUUAUAAUUUAUUAGAUUAUUCAUCUGAAGAUAUUAUGUCACUAGAAUAUCUAUUUCAAUAUUUUUCUCCAUCAUCAUAUGUUUUACAUAAUAAUACAUUAUAUAAAAAAAUUAUAAUAAAGAAUCAAGAAUUACAUAAGGAAUAUGAUAAAUUAUUUCCAGGAAAAUAUGUACAUUUGAAUACAUAUCAAACAUAUCAAAUAACAAAUAACGAUCUAAUAGAUAAUAAUAUAAAAUCUGCAAAUGAUGAAAUGGUUUCUAAUAUAUCUAAUGAACAAUUAUCGCAAGAUUAUAAGAAUAAUUAUAUAUCAUCUAAAAAUGAACAAAAUAAAUUUGAUACUAUGAUAUAUAAUAAACAAGAGGAGUACCAUGAUGUAUAUAAGGAACAAACCAAUAAAAAUAAGGAGCAGCAUAUAUCAAAUAUAUCAAAUAUAUCAAAUAUGUCAAAUAUAUCAAAUGAUUUAUCUCCUUUACUAUAUGACCAUCAAAAUGUUACAUACAAGCAAAAUGACAAGAAAAGUAUUCCCUUAUGUUUUUCAGAUGAUGAAGAAGAUAAAGAAAUUAGUGAUAAGAUAAAAAAGAAAAAAGAUAACAAUUUAAAUUGUAUGCCUCACUUUCACAAUGAAAUGAAUAAAAAAGGUACUAACUCAAAUAUUGCAAAUCAUAAUAUAAAUGUGCAAAUGCAUGAUUCGAUGAAUGGACCGACCAUGUACGAAAAAAUAAAUAUGGAUAAUAAAAAUAAUACUAACAAAAUUGAUGAUAAUAUAAAUAAUAAUAAUAAUAAUAAUAGUAGUAGUAGUAGUUGUUUUUAUGUUGAAAAUGUGAACAGACAACAUGACAGUACUAAUACAGAGAAUUUGUUUACUUCCAAAAAGGUUGAAGACACAUAUAACCAAACAUACUUAAACAAUGACUAUUACAACAAGAUAUUAAAUAAAAAGAUAUGCUUCUUUUUUGAUAAUAAUAUACAAGAUAUUUAUUUAAAAAAAUAUUAUAAUGAAUUGUUUAAUGAAAAAUUAAAUGAAGAAGAAAAUAUAAAAAAUGAACAUAUUUUAUUCAAAACAAUUGAUAAAAAAGAAGAAAAUAUCGGAAUUUUUAUUUUAUUAAAUUGUCAAUGGUUAUCUGAUUCUUUUGUUAAUAAUAUUAAUCAAAUAGAAACAAAAUAUGCCGAUAUUUAUUCUUUUAAAAAUUAUCUUAAUACAUGUGAAGAAGUUUAUAAUUGGAAAUAUAAAAAGAAUUUUAUUAAAGAAUGUGCAGAGAUUUCAAAAAAAUUUCCAAGAAUUGUUGGUGUUCAUUAUGAUUCUUAUGCAAGUGCAUGGGUUGUUAAUUGCUCAUUUAAUAAAAAAAGACAUGAUAAAAAGUUUUCUGUAAAAACAUUUGGAUUUCUACAAGCAAGAAAACUAGCUAUUGAAUACAGGGAAAAAUGGAUACAAUUAAAAACUUUCCAUCGUCUAAACAAUUUGAAAAAAAAAAAAGAAAAUCUAUAA